CACUCUCUCCCCUUUUUCCUUCAUCCCAAAAAUUCCUCACCAAAAAAAAUAAAAAACCCUACUUUUUCCCUCCGCGAAAUGGACGGCGGCGGCGGCGGCGGCGGCAACCGCAACGACCACACAUCUCUCGGCGGCGUCCGCCGACGAAAGCCAACGAAGAAAACAAAACAACCCAACAACAAAAAGAAACCCAUCAAAGUUGUGUACAUAUCGAAUCCAAUGAAGGUUAAAACCAGUGCCUCUAAAUUCAUGGCUUUGGUCCAAGAGCUCACCGGCCAAGAUGCCGACUUUCCCGACCCCUCUAAGUUCCACUCCUCCGACGAAGACGCCGGAGCCACCCCCGACCUCCUCCACAGCACGACCGCCGCCGGCCAGGACUAUGAUAGUCUAAUGAUGAAUAAUAAUAUCCCUACUACACUUGGUGUUGAGCUGCCGGCGGAGGACUACCUUGUUGGUAGCUUUUAUGAUGACUUUGAUGACCUGAUUCUUCCUCCUCCCCUCAUCGGAAACUUCUCCGGAUUUCUACCAGCGGCUGAGGCGGCGGCGGUGAUGUAUGAAUCUUAUGCAAUGUGAUCUUUAAUUUCUCUCUAAUUUUGAAACUAUUUAAUUUUAAUUAGCUUCCAUUUCCCCCAUUAGCUUCAUAACAUAUACAUUAUAAUAAAGGAAUUUAUAUCUAAAAUAAUGCUCAACAAUAUAAUUACCACAUCUAUAUUGUUCUUAGAUCAAAGCCUUUUUUGGGUAUUUUAUUUAUUGAAUUUCAUUGUGAUUCUUAAUAACAUUUUUCGAGGGAGAUA
Cucurbita moschata (crookneck pumpkin) is the source of this 794-nucleotide messenger RNA. Its product is annotated as sigma factor binding protein 1, chloroplastic-like. Lineage: Eukaryota; Viridiplantae; Streptophyta; Magnoliopsida; Cucurbitales; Cucurbitaceae. The transcript has a single exon. The record is from RefSeq and is a predicted model, not a curated record. The coding region runs from base 79 to 573 and encodes 164 amino acids.